Messenger RNA from Polypterus senegalus (gray bichir), 1261 nucleotides. RefSeq lists its product as uncharacterized. The transcript is spliced from 3 exons. The record is from RefSeq and is a predicted model, not a curated record. Gene Ontology annotation, cellular component: nucleosome. Gene Ontology annotation, molecular function: structural constituent of chromatin; protein heterodimerization activity; DNA binding. Bases 77 to 1216 code for a protein of 379 amino acids. Lineage: Eukaryota; Metazoa; Chordata; Cladistia; Polypteriformes; Polypteridae.
AUGCGCCUCGUCUAGCUGUUUCCUCAUUUAGUUCUUUGAUUGUAUUCAUUGAAGUUGCAGUUGUAAGAACGGAAAAAUGGCAAGAACUAAGCAGACCGCUCGCAAGUCUACGGGCGGUAAAGCUCCCCGAAAGCAGCUUGCUACUAAAGCUGCUCGUAAGAGCGCUCCUGCUACCGGUGGGGUAAAGAAGCCUCACCGUUACAGGCCCGGCACUGUGGCUCUGCGAGAGAUUCGUCGCUACCAGAAGUCCACUGAACUGCUUAUCCGCAAGUUGCCUUUCCAGAGACUGGUCAGAGAAAUCGCCCAGGAUUUCAAGACCGAUCUCCGAUUCCAGAGCUCGGCUGUCAUGGCUUUGCAGGAGGCCAGUGAGGCUUAUUUGGUCGGUCUGUUCGAAGACACCAACCUGUGUGCCAUCCACGCCAAGAGAGUAACAAUAAUGCCUAAAGAUAUCCAGCUGGCUCGCCGCAUUCGAGGGGAACGCGCCUCCUUCUUCACGGUCUUGGCCACUUUAGACUUGGAUACCUUGGGCUUCUUUGGACUCUUUGCUGCCUUUUUGGGCUUUGCAGCUGGCUUCACUUUUUUGGGACUUUUAGUGGCUUUCUUGGCUACGUCAGGCUUCUUAGCCGCCUUCUUGGCUGCUGGUUUCUUUGCUGCUGGCUUCUUCACUUUCUUGGCGGCAGCGGGCUUUUUCGCUACUGGCUUCUUCGGAGGCACCUUUUUCUUCGUGGCUUUGUCCUUGGCCUCUGCCUGUUUUGUUGAUUUUAAAAGAUCCGGAGGCACCGAUCGUGCUAGCAAACACGGUGAGAUGGCAAGAACUAAGCAGACAGCUCGCAAAUCUACGGGCGGUAAAGCUCCCCGAAAGCAGCUUGCUACUAAAGCUGCUCGUAAGAGCGCUCCUGCUACCGGUGGGGUAAAAAAGCCUCACCGUUACAGGCCAGGAACGGUAGCUCUGCGAGAGAUUCGUCGCUACCAGAAGUCCACUGAACUGCUUAUCCGCAAAUUGCCUUUCCAGAGACUGGUGAGAGAAAUCGCCCAGGAUUUUAAGACUGAUCUCCGAUUCCAGAGCUCGGCUGUCAUGGCUUUGCAGGAGGCCAGUGAGGCUUAUUUGGUCGGUCUGUUCGAAGACACCAACCUGUGUGCCAUCCACGCCAAGAGAGUAACAAUAAUGCCUAAAGAUAUCCAACUUGCUCGCCGUAUUCGAGGGGAACGCGCCUAAGGACGCAGACACGCAAUACAGAAAAAAGGCUCUUUUCAGAGCCAC